AUGCCAACAGCGGGGGUUGUUGGGCGGCCGUCGACGCCUUGCGGUCUUCGUGGCGAUCGCACCGCCUCGGGCUUACAAGUAGCGCCUUCGGUUGUCGAGUUCUCGGCUUUCGAACGACGUUCAUGCUACGUUGCGACUUUCAGCGUCCGGAACGCCAGCGACCGAGUGUUGCGCUUCCGGUUGACUCCACCACCGCACGCUUCACCGUUUAAAGUUCUGCUACGGGGUCGAGACCUCGCGAGGACGGAGAACGCCACAGUCUCUUUGCCAGCAGGUCUCAGUGUCAAAUACGACGUCACCUUCGAACUACCCGAAAGUGACGACGUUGCAGAACCCGAAAUGGCCACCCCCGCUAUCGUCCACGAUGUAUUGCACCUAAAAGGCGACGACGGCUCCUCUCUAGAAGUUCCGUUGCUGGCCAGACGUGCCUGUCCAUUACUGGAAGUGACGCCGCCGCUGUGCGAACUUGGACUCGUGGUGCUGACUCAACGCUCGGCUCGGUGUGUCGAAGUGCUGAACUGUGGUGCCCGAUCCGGAAGAUUUGCAGUUGAGGUGCUGGAUGCAAGUGACCAUUCCACGAAAGCUGCGAUCACAGUGUCACCACAACGAGGGACGCUGGAGCCAUUGGAAUCUGUGAAUGUUAAGGUGGAAGCAAAUGGACUGGAGACUGGAGACUUUCGAGGAAUUGUUCGAGUUCGGAUCUGGGAAUUUCUAGAGGACGCAGAGGACGAGCAUGCGAGUACAAAUACAGCGCCAUCUGCAGAGAAGAUCGUGGACGUGUCGGGUAGCGUAGUGGAGCACACGGCCGAGCUGGUGCUACGGCAAGGACUGGAGCCAGUACAUUCCUUGUUCUUUGGUUCGUUAUUUGCAGGCGAGACGCGUACAAUCGAGACGGUUCUAAGGAAUAAUGGGCCUCAACCUUUGUCGUUCAAGACUUCUGUCAGUUUUGGAGGCGCCGCAGGAGCGAUCGAAGAAGAUCGAGAAGUUUAUGAACGACGCAAGGAACUUCGAAUUUCUCCAGCUGAUGGUCAAAUCGACCCUUUUAGUGAGGCACCAGUGACGUUUACUUACCACCCACGAGCCAAAACAGUCGAAGAAAUCCAGCGAAUCGAACGCAAACAAGGACGUACAGCUCUAGACGAUGGAGGCUUUGACAGUAGUCUUGACUUCACGCUGCUACCAGCCCCAGCUGAACCUUUAACAGCCUUUGCGUCUAUCAUCUGUCGCGAGCUACAAGCUCAAAAUUUGACAUUUGAAGUCUCCGCGAAGACGUUUAUCCCUCGACUGCAGUUGGCACCUGUACCGCCUCUAGAUUUUGGCGACGUGCGGUCCUAUGAUCGAGCAGAUCUCUUAUUAUCUCUGAAGAAUUUAUCAGGACUCCUAGUGCGCUUUGAAGUUCCCAGAGGCGUGGCGCAUUACUCUGUCAGCCCACGUUCUGGCCGCUUGGAUGUGUUGCAGUCUCAGAGUCUCGUGGUGAGCUUCGCACCCACCCAAUUGGGCACUUUCAACAGCCAUUUGACCUUAAGGAUCAAUGACGGCGUGUUAGAAAUCCCUGUGAAGGUUCUCGGUCGAGCUGCUGUGGUUGGCCCCGUGCCUCCUGUUAGCGGGCGACUCGUGGGUGGCCUCUUGGCGCUGCCGGCUGAUUUCGCCCCAAAGUACAAAUUUCUACUGCCAGAACAAGCCAAGCAAAGCAAGGGGAAACUAUCCCGUCGAUUCCUGCGUCAACCUCCGUACGAACUGGCGGCGUUGAAUGGCACCGCUGCACUGGACGAAUUUGAGUUCCAGGGGACAAAUAACACGCAUCUAACCUACUGCGUCAAGGAGCUGGCGCGACGCGCGGACCAUCGAGCUGCGUAUCAUGACUAUCUCGCUCACUGUCGAGCUCAGCGUGAAGCCAAAGCGAAAGGCUGGAAAGGGAAAGCUCAGAAACUAAAGAAACGCGUGGCUCAGGCUCGUGGGAACAACCAGGAAGACGACGCGAAAGACGUCGAUCUGGGGAUGGACAGAACUCAGCCUCAGCAGCUUCGACUGCCAAAAUCGCUAGCUGGAGCCACCGAUCCUCUGUGGCUAAGCCAGCACUCGACUGGGGGCCCUACAGGACAAUCCAAGGCGUUUCUCGAUGAGCUCAAACGUAUCAAGAAGAAGUUCAAACCCGCGCCAGCCACACCCGCAGAGCUGGCGGAUUGCGCUCGAACGUUGGAGUUUGACGAGCUCGAACAGGUCGUUUCCGGUCCGAAAACUUUGAAUUUCGGUCGCUUGAGUGUCAACGGGAGUGCCACACGCUCUCUCACAGUGCAAAAUAACCUUCAACACAACGUCCUUGUGAGUCUACACUUAGGAGGAGGGAAGGACGGAGCGUCAGGGGCACUGGAAGAGCUCGCGCGCAAGACUUUGCUGACGUCUCAGGUGGUUCCUCCGCAUUCCAAGGCAGGGUUUGACCUGGUUUUCUGCUCUUCGAGAGAGCAAUUCUUCCAGCAGAGUCUCACGUAUUCCAUCAAUGGCACCCACCCGCGUCAAGUCACAACUGUCGCUGAAGUGGCCCCCAUCGUCGUGGAACUGGCACCUGAAGACUUACGCUUCGAGUUUGGCGCUCUGGAUCUGAGCUCCUCGAUAGCUCGUGAGGUUGUGAUCACCAAUACGUGCGACUCGGAAGCUCCAUUUGUAUGGACGCGUAUGCCUCUGAUCGCGACUCCUGAUGGCUCCUCCCGACCCGAGUCGUCCAAGAGUAAUGCCACCACUACAGUCACCACUAUGACGAUGGCUGAGCGACCUUCCAACGUCAAUACUACGACCGCAUUCGAGGUUCUUCCAGCCAGUGGCACGCUCGGACCGUCAGCUACCAUGGUCUGUAAGGUGGUCUACACUCCUCCGUCCAUGACCGGCGCUAACAUGGCUGCGUUGGGGGUCACGCACAAGCAUGGAGCCAUGUGGCUGGCUCAGAGCUUCCACUUGAACGUCACGGGAGGCGAGAAAGGGUUUCUAAACUGUCGAGCGCUUCUCUCGGAGGCUAAAGUGGUGGCAAGAGACAGGAAAGUGGACUUUGGGACCAUUUCCGUCGGCGUGGAGCGCGAGAAGAAAGUGUCUCUGGCCAACCUCGGGUUGCACACUCGCGCUGUCUUCUACGCCAGUAUCGAGCCUCAAUCGAUGAGUACGACCAUCGGACUGCACGUUUCUCCCGCUCAAGGCGUCGUGGACCCCCAGGAAUCGACGGACGUCACUGUCAAGCUCUUCCCGCAUCGUGCAAUCUCGUUGGACGGGAGUAAGGAGGCGCAAGUGAAUGUCAUUGUGAGUAUACGUGGCGGUAAAGUUCGUCGGCUUCCGGUAACUGCGUCGGUGCUCGUCCCCGACGUUUUCCUCGCUCCUGCUGACGCUGUUGACUUUGGAGAAGUGGUGCUUGGGGUCUCGGUUCCUCGCGUGAUUUCCAUGGAGAACCACAGCUCCAUCCCUGCGUGUUUACUGCUGGAUCUCGGCGCAUCCUUCGGCGAGUUCUCGUUAUCUACGCCUACUCGCUUACUCGCCCACCUCGAAGACGCCAGCAACAUCUUUGCGCCUUUAACUGACGACAAGUGGAGAGAUGAUGACGACAACGACGAAAGACUUUCCCCAAGUGACGCUCGCUGCUCCAAGUGGCAGAUCUGCCUGCCUCCUCACGCCACAGUCUCGUGUCAUCUCGUGUUCACUCCGUUGACAGAAGGCAGCCACGACCUCGUUCUCCCGCUUCAAAUUGCUGGAGCUUCGAUCGCCUCAGCGUCGCUAAAGCGUCGAGUCGUAGCCCGAGCGAUUGUCCCUCGACUGCGAUUCUCCGCUUCGUCGAUGCACUUUAAGCGCUGCAUCAUCACGCGGGAAGGGAUCCGUAAAGUGCCCUACACGAAGCAAAUCGUUCUAACUAACGACGAUGAGCAGACGAUUCGAUGGCACAUCGACACGACUCGACUAAGACAAGGAAAUCUCGUGCACUUCGCGGCUGGAGCGGCUGCUGUUGUGGCUUCUGGGGCGAGUUCCGGUGCGGCUUUAGCGAAGCGAAUCGCCUCUGUGAACCCUUCCAACAGCGCGACGUCCGUUGUCUUCCACGUUGCUCCAGACAGAGGAGAACUGGCGCCAGGAGAACAAGUGACACUCCGAGUGAGUUUCUUGCCCUUGGAUGCGGUCGAGUACGCGGACGACGAGUUGCCGCUCUUUGUUGACGGAGCGUUUUACGUGAAUUUCAGCUUGAGAGGCGAAGGAAUUUACCCCCAUUUGUCAUUUUCGACCAACCGCGUGGUGCUUCCAACUGUUCCCUUGGGAAUGACGGCGAGUGCGAAGUUUCAAGUGUACGCUACGGGGUACGACCACUUGGAGUUGAACUGUCGAGUGCCGCUAGAUACGUCGCGUGCCCCACUCACAGUUGCCUUCCCACGCGGGAAGACGCUGAGUAUGGCGUGUCCGAGUCUGCCGGUUGAGUUGCGGUUCUGUGCGUCUUCCAGCGUGGCGUUCAACGCACGCGUUGAGUUUUUGGACGCUGAUGGGAAUUCCUUUGCGUUGCCAGUUGCAGGGUGCGCAGAGAAUUGUUUGUUCACCAACUACAAUUUCCUGACAACAUACGGUUUAGCAGCAGAAUUGAGUCAAGAGCUAAAGGGGUCUCCUCAACGAAAAGAAUCCUCUUCUAUUCCCUUUUCAGAUGGCGAGAUCCAGUUGGUGCUGCAGUAUCUCAAUGCCAAUUUCCUUCGAACGCCCGUAGCUCGAUUCCCCGAGGAUUUCGCUGACAAUUCUGGCCGCCCAUUGUACGAAUUGCUGGACAUGGUCUGCGUCAAGAAGCCAGGAGCUCCAGUCAUCCCCAGUCUCGGAGGCAGCUCCACCAACAAGCGAAAGAACGCAGAAGCAUCCAACUCGACGACAGGAACCAGCAAAGCGAAUGCGUCGGCAGCUCAGCCUUCGAAGAAGGACCAACUGACUCAACUGACGACGCAAUUCAUGGAGCUACUGCGCUUCCUUCGCUCGUAUGGGGCCAUGGUGCAUGAUGUUUACCCCGAGCAAUUAUUGGCUCAAGAAUUCUACCUACGCGCGUGUGAAAACCCUCAAGUCGAUCCUGCUCUUCUCUCCUCUCCAUCGCACGCUGCACUGCCGUUUGUCGCUAGGCGAAGGGCUCUUAAAAAAGAAUGGCGCUCGGUGAGUACAACAGCGUGGAUGAAGGUGAUUUACCAGGUUAUCAAGUGUUUUUUACUCUCUCGAAUCACGUGGAAAGGGUAUCAGAUGCAGCUUCAAAGUGACGAGAGCUUUAGUGGAGAAAACACGGCUCGAAGUGACAAGAGAAAAGAUGCAAAGCACACGAAUGCCACCGGACGAGCGUGUCGAGGCAGCAACAUUUACAGUGAAGCGGAGAUGGUGUUGAUCCAGUGGCUUUGUGACCGCGUACGUGCUCUUCACAAGCCUCAGCAUGCACCGUUAGCGUCGCUAGGGGGUGCUCUAUUAGAGACGCAGCUUGUGGAUAUUGGACGAGAUUUACGAGACGGACGUUGGCUCUUUCACCUCAUCGCAGCUCACAUCCCCACGCUCUCAGUGGACCAAAGUGCUUACAAUUGUUUCCGUUGGAUGUCAGAGACCACCAGCUCUCGAAGGAGACCCCCUUCAGAGGCCCAAUUACAGCAUCAAGCGGCUGUUUUACUGCAGACACUUGGAGCUUUUGGACUGGACUUUGGCAUGGAUUCAACCCGAUUUCUACGUGGAUUUACGGGGCGAGAGAUGCUGCUGCUACUGCUACACUUACAGCAGACACUGCCACAGUUUAUACCGAAAGCGACGAUUGAGUUUAAAGGUGGCUUAGGACAAGUUAUGGAGAAAAGUAUUGAGCUCAAGAAUCCGAGUACGAAGCCACUACGGUACCACGUUUUCUUGGAUAAAGGUGACCGAAAUUCAGCUAUUGGAACAGGAGCAGGUGGACCGGAGGCUGCUGCUAGUGAGUUCGCGAUCGAGGCGAAUGAAAUUGUGCUCGAUCCCGGGAAAACCGUCGCGUUUGCCGUCACUUUUCGUCCACGAUUCUCUAGGAAACUCACGGCUCGGUUGGUUUUUCAAGCCGCGAGAGGAGACGCCGCUGGGUCUUCAUCGAUUGGAGGGGGAGGCGCUACGAUGGUUUUCCUACUAGAGUCUAAUAUCGUGUCGAGAAAACCGGUUCGCAUCAUUCAGCUGGAGACCAAGACGUACGAGAAACGCGUGGAAGCAAUUUUGAUUGAAAACCAGUUCCCCACAAAUGCAAAUUUCAAAUUAUCGAUGACACAAUCGCAGUCAGGGACAGACGCUACGACUGGGAUGGCUAACGCAGGGCCUGUUUUACCGUCUUCCCGGGGAGGAAAUCGCCGUCGAUCGGCCCAACCAGGGAGUCAAGGCUUUGGGAUGAGCUCCGACGUCGCUGAAGUGGGACGUAAAAGGUCGACUAUCUCUGGCAAAAAUCGAGGUGAAGACGGGGAUUUCUCGUGGUGCAUUGCAGCUCAACAACCUUUCUAUCUACCGGAAUUCGGUACGUCCGGAAGCAGCAACAACAAUGACGGAGGUGGGGGGAGUGGUGGGCUUUCAGCUCCAGUUCCUGGCCUCAGUGGAGCCUCAAUCUCCAUCCGGAAGAACGGAUCUGCUAAGGUGAAAAUCGAGUUCUUGCCUUUGGCUCCUGGGGCUUAUCGCUGUCAGCUGCUCUUCUUGGACGAGAGUAUCGGAGAGUUCCUCUAUGAGAUCCACGCCGUUGCUAACCUUCCAGCAAGUCUAGAAACACUGGAAAUCCAAUGUGAAGCGUCCACUACAGCAAAUGCUACUGGACCUGGUGCUACUGCAAGGUUCCGAUUUGCUCGAGAAUUAACGAUUCCUGCGAAGAAUCCGCAGCUCACUCGAGCGCUUGCGUCGUUUAUCGAGCGAGCCAAUGGCCAGCUGCAUACGAAACUGAAGGACGGACUCAGAAAAUGCGAAGAGAACCACCACACGAGCUUCCACGUGGACUUUAACUCUCCCUACUUCUCAGCGACCAUCCCGGAGAUAACGUUAGCCUCUGGUACUGGAAAAUCCGUGCCAGUAUCCGGACGAUCUGACACCUCUGGGAUCGAAUCAUCCGGUCCAAAAGCCCCACUAAAGACCAACCAAGCACGACUUGGCUCUCCUCGGUCAGUUCUUGCAGGUCCUAAUAGUGUCUUGAUCGACUUCCAGCCGAAAGGUGCAGGGCGAUACGCCUGUAAGCUGCUGCUACGCUCUCGAAACACAGUCUGUGGCAGUAGCGACGUGCGUGUGUACGACCUCGUAGCCAAAGUCAGAGAACCAAACGUCAAGACGCAGCUGGAGUUUGUGGCUCCAGCUCGCCACAGUAUCGUGCAGGAGAUUCCUCUCUCGAAUCUGACAGACACAACGUGGUCUCUCAAGACCAUUUUCAGCAAUGGGAACACUGAUAAUCCGUCGAAAAUCUCAAUGUUCUCGGGCCCACCCACGCUCGUGGUUCCUGCCAAGAGAUCCGCCACCUACCCUCUGACUUUCACACCGUCGUGGAUGUACCAUGAAACCAAGACGUUUGUGCUUCUGAAUACUGCGACACAGCAACAAUUCGAGUUUGAUCUCAGUGGUUACGGUGAAGAACCCCUAGCGCAAGACCACGUGGUGCUUAGUUGCCAAGCUCGCACUAGCAUCGAGCACAACUUUAACGUGUUCGCUCUGCCUGGAGGCGAUGCAAACGCAGCUCAAGUGUUUAAAGUGGUGUCCGAUCUACGAUAUGUAGUCGGGGCUCCUACGAUCACUGUCCCUGCAGGUAGUGGCGCGAGCCGUAGUGUCAAGUAUCCACUCACCUUCAGUCCGUUAGUCAGCGGCUCGUACUUUGGCUCUGUCACCUUCACGAACGAAUCUACAAAUGAGUAUCUCUGGUACACAGUGGAGGCAUCUGUGAGUCCUCCUGAGCCAGAGACAACACUCGAGAUGAAGGCUGCCGUACGAGGUGCUGUGGGUAUUGAGAUCGGGUUGGUCAAUCCCUUAGACAGCGAAACUAUCUUCGCUGUUGAGCUCCAUGGUCGAGGGUUAUUAGGCCCUACAACUUUCACUCUAGAAGCACGACAAGCAGGCGUCUAUGAGCUGGUCUACUCGCCUCUCUUACUGACGAAAGAAAAUGGAGAGGAAGGCGCCAUUCUCUUCUCAAGUGACGCGAUCGGUCAGUUCUGGUACCGGUUGAACCUCGUAGCGGAGGCAGCGGAGAUUCAAGAACUCGACGACAUGGUCUGUGCUGUGGGAGACGUCUGUACACAGCCAUUGUGGCUUCAAAACCCCAGCGAUCAAGAGCUACAGCUUCAACAUCGUAUCACUAACACCCGCAACUUCUCCAUCAAGGGCUCGAACAGUACCGCAACCAGCUCCGUGAAGCGAGUGGAGCUACCUCCGUUCGGUCGAGCAAGUAUUGUCGUGGAGUAUACACCCUCGUCACUGUCUGACUUCGAGAGUUCCAGUAUCGUAUUCUUUGAAAAAGACGUGGUUAGUGACUGGGAAUUCACUGUUCGAGGUCGAGGGCGAGCUCCUAGUGUGAUGAAGCCUCUUAUAGUCACGGCUCGAGUCAACGAGGCCGCGUCGACGCUGUUUACGUUCAAAAAUCCAUUUGCAGCUCCACUUCGAGUCGACGUCAAGCUGGUCGCUGAGGAUUUCGGGAACUCACCUCCAAGUCCCGUAUUUGACUUACUCUUAAAAAAACGCCACGUACUUCUCGAUAGCUUUGGCUUACUCCAAGUACCCAUCUCUUUCAUACCUCGAGUAGUGAGUGAAACACGAGCAGAACUUGUGGUUCACGGCGGCGACGAGUUUGCAGAACUGGAGUGGCGAUAUCCGUUGCGUGGUGUAGCUGAAGCUCCCCUACAACCUCGCGUCUUAGCUGUACUUGCCUGUCAAGCACGUGACUCGGUUGAGAAAAGAGUAGAAUGCGAGCUUCUGGCUGCACCCGAUGACAUGGAGCUGGCUAACGAGACGUUCACAGUUGAGUGGGAGAUCGAUGCUGGUCGAUUCGGGCCCAUGACGACAGCCGCAGCAAUCGAACGAGCCUUAACCGUGACACCCUUACCAAUGUCGUCCAGUUCAGGCUCCACCCUCUUGCCGUAUACGAUUCGGUUCGAACCUCUGCGUCUGUAUCGUGGCAAUGUCGCACUGUUAGUCAAGAAGAACAGUGGCGGGCUAUGGCGCUUCGACGUCUCGCUGGACGCAGGAGACCCACCUGUCGACGACGUUCUGUCUAUCGAGUCGAGUUUGAACCAAACGUCGUCCGUGAGCUUCCAGCUGCGCAACCAGUUUCGACAACCAGCAGCUUUUCUUGCCGAGUUUUCCGCCGGUUCAUCCAGUGCGUUCACGGUGUAUCCGGCUGAAGGCGAGCUACCUUCGUACGGUAGUGAAGACGGUGCCAUGUUCGUUGUAUCCUUCACACCCACGGGAUACGGCAAGAUGCAGUCUGGCCAAUUAGUGAUCUGCACCGAGGAGAUGCAAUGGACAUUCAACGUGAAAGGCGCUUACCCUGAUGCCACGCCUGGGAGUAGAACCAGCGGACUCGCUAGUAGCUUGAGCUCAAGCGCCUCUCGUGCGAGGUUGGGGAUCACUAACGGGGGCAGUGAGCAACGUGGAGACAGAGCUAAAGCACCACGAAAGUAAAAUGACCAGACUACAAUUCUUUUUUGGUUAAAUAUUCUUCAAUCUAGAGACUGCUAAGAAA
This is a messenger RNA of Phytophthora infestans T30-4, 9676 nucleotides long. RefSeq lists its product as uncharacterized. The record is from RefSeq and is a predicted model, not a curated record. The transcript has 2 exons. The coding region runs from base 1 to 9615 and encodes 3204 amino acids. Lineage: Eukaryota; Oomycota; Peronosporomycetes; Peronosporales; Peronosporaceae.